AUGGCCGAGAUACUCCUGCUGGAGGUGCGGCAGAAAAUGGCCAGGGAGCGGCGGAAGGGGGGAGGGGGAGAGGCGGGGGGCAAGGAAGAUGCGGUUCCGGGCGGGGGUGAUGGAGGGGUUGGAGGGGGUGCACAGGGUGCAGGGGAUGCAGUGGGUGCUCGGUAUGCAGGGGAUGCAGGGUGCAGCUAUGGCAUGAAGGCGGAUGUGUGGAGCAUGGGCAUCACUCUGUGCUCCAUGCUCACUGGCCGUCUGCCCAUUGUCAAACCGGGUAAGCUGCUGGCCAUGCUGCAUGCGCAGCAGCAGCAGCUGGAGCAGCAGCAGCAGCAGCAGCAGCAGCAGCAUGUGGAGUGGCAACAGCAGUGGCAGCAGCAGCAGAAGCAGCAGUGGCAACGGAGGGGGGGUGGUGUGGGGGAGGAGGUGGGGAAGCAGCAGGGAGAGCAGCGAUCGUGGCAAAUGUGGCCAGGUCAAUACCAGUUUUCGCAGCAGACAGCAUUACAUGAGGGGGAGCAACAGAUGAAGCAUUGUUACCACCAACAGCAGCAGCAUGUGAUGGCAUCUCAAUCUCAGAAUGGCCAAACCCAGGCGACCUAUGCACCCAUGGCACAUGCUGCACACAGCUACACUGGCGGUGGCACUGCAUUCACUAGUGCCACUUUCCACGCAGUCACAUCCGUUCACCUUCAUCCCCUAGAUCCCAGCCUUGCACCGGUGGAUAUGAACAGUAGUCUGCACAUUGAAUUUGAGUCUCCUGGCUGGAAACCCAUCUCUGCAGCGGCGAAAGAUCUCAUCCGUCGAAUGCUCUGCAUCAACCCGGCUCAGCGGCUGAGCUCGCUUGAAGUGUUGGAGCACCCGUGGCUGAACCAACGGUCCGAACUGGAGCUCAUCUCCCUUGUGUACAACACUCAGGAAGUCCAUUGGACAGAAAGGCUCUCCUGGUUUCUCAAGUUCCCAGGUCACACAUCUCUUGACCUCACGAUCACCAGCUUGAUGGAUCUGAAGAUUCUCAACCGCCUUCUGGCAUCCUCUGCAGAUUCCCUCACGAGCAUGUGCCUUAGUUUUGAGUUCUCCGCUGCGCGAAUCAUCACAGUCAGUUUCGAGCAGCAGAGGCUCAACCUCCGCUUCUCCCUCCCUCCCUCCUUGAAGGCCUUUUCAGCCACAGCAGCGGAACUGGAUGUCAACUGCACGUGCUCUAGCCCUCUCGCUCUCGACUCGCUCACUCUCAUUGGCCGCACACAGCUUCUCGUCUCUUCACUCCCACUGGCUUCCGCCAAUACCGUCUACCUGAAUGGACCAACAACCCUCAAGCAGUCCAGCUCACCUUGGGAAGACCUUUUUGAUCGCACCUCCGUCUCGCAACGUUGCUUGGCUGCUACUGAAGCUUCCUUGACACAGCUACUGAGCAGCAUCGCGCCAACAGUGGAGGUGCUGACAGUGAAGCAUGGCAUGCCGCUUGAGAAUGUGUCGGCAGAAUGGAGCCGCCUGCGCCGUCUCUCCAUUGGUGUGAACGGCAGCAGGAGAAGUCACGGUGGGAGACACACCACUGCAUUGGAUGAUGCUGAGUUCCUUUCUCUUUCAAGGAGGGGCUUUGUUCAAGGAGAAGAGAGCGGUAGCGGCAGCGAGGACGAAGCAAGCAGCCCUCCCUUCAUCAAUGCUCCGAAGCUGCACUCCAUUUUCUUUGCGACGCAGGAGUGGCACCUUGGAACCCUGGUCUCUCUGCGCAGGCACUUCCCUUCUCUGUCGUUAUACUGCAUUGUUGGUCGCUCGUUUCGGUGGGAGCGGGAGGGGGAGAGGCGGAAAACUGAGCCGGUAAUGCAAAGGAAGGACGUGGUUAAUCUGCUGCCCUGCCGCGUCUGGCACAUCAUCUUCCGCCACCUGCUGGACAAUCCGGAUGACCCCUGGGCCGCAUGGCCGUGGGGAGCAGGCAGCGCCUCGUAUGAGGAGAACACGAGGCGCCUCGGCGCAUCAUGGCCUCUCGCCAGCCCGCUAGCGCGCAGCAGGCCCAUGCGCACGUGCAGUCGUAGCCGCACAUGCGACCGCGCGCACGCGCAGCAUUAG
This is a messenger RNA of Closterium sp. Naga37s-1, 2055 nucleotides long. NCBI's taxonomy places the organism in Eukaryota, Viridiplantae, Streptophyta, Zygnematophyceae, Desmidiales, Closteriaceae. The record is from the annotation of a GenBank genome assembly.